Molecule: messenger RNA, 3003 nt
Organism: Moneuplotes crassus
Lineage: Eukaryota; Ciliophora; Spirotrichea; Euplotida; Euplotidae
Source: the annotation of a GenBank genome assembly
CACUGAAUAAAAAGUAAUGGGCAUGAAGAUUGGAUAGUGACAUAUAAAUUUCCAUAAAAAUACGAUUCACCAUACCUACUAAUACCCCUAAAGUGUCAAAUUUGUUGAGAAUUUAGAAGAUUUAUGCCCUGAAUAUUCAAAUGACAGUUAAAUUUUAAAAUUCUUGUUGAAAAUACUUCCCCAAACUGUCUCUGUAUUCGUAGCGAUUGGGGGUAUUCCCUAACCAGGAGCCGAUACUUACCUAGUACUUUCUUCAUCAAAACCUGCUCUAAGAGGAAGGACUGUUUUUAACGAUUUUUGGGUUUUCAAUACUUCCCAAGACAAAUGAAUAUUUCAUACUCGAUAUGCGAAAUCAUACUUAAUGAUUGACAGGAACUGAUUUGGAAUAAUGGAAAUAUUUUCUAUUUAUUAUCUUAAAUUACUAAAUUUAUGAGGUCACAACAGAUAUAGAUUCCAAUAAGCCACUAAUAAGCUCCAUUAAGAUUAUGAGUAUGGUUAAUCAUCACCAUUUUUGGAUUCACACAGUGGCUUAAUUACAGUUUUAUUUCAAACCUGUCAUUAUAUCGGAACUUUGUCAGACUUUUGAUAGGACUUUCUUCAUAUUCCAUGGCUAGCACUGAUUAUUUCCUUCCUAUAAAUGAUUCAAAUAAUUCAAGAAUUUUCCCAAUCAUAAAGAGUUACAAGCGCUGUCAGACUUUUGCUUGAUAUACUACUGUCCGAACAAAGGCAUCAACCAAAUCUAUCCAAUUUAUAACAGGAAUCAUGCUUUCUCCCCUCAAGCAAGGAAGAUCAGCAAGAGAGCCAUUAAAUGAACAUCAAUAGGCAUUUCAAAUAGAAAAUACCACAAUACUGAAACUCGGCAAAAGAUCCGAAUGGCUAAGAUUAAAGUGCCGAAUCAUCGAAUAAACCAGUUUACAGACCAAUCAAUGCUCAACAUUUGAAUCCAAAGGAAGCCUCAGGAGAAACUUCCUGUUAUGAGGAAUAAAAGCCAUGCUAAGCUUCAAACGCAUCAUAUCAGGGACUUGAUUUCUCCUGCUCCAGUGGUCACCAAGGAGCGGUCAAAAACCAGGAAUCUUAUAAAGCAUACAUUCACUAAUAAAAAGGGAAGAAAGAGGAGAAAUACUUUACUAAAAAGAAGAGGUAUUAAGAGCCAGAUUAGGAUAAACAAACCCAAAAGUAGAUGAAAAUUUCACCCAAAAAAACCUUCGUUAAAGAGCCCGACCAGUAUCCUAGAUGUCAUUGUCAGAGGUUCCAAUAGUCCAAACACUAGUGCUAAGUCAUCAAGCAAGGAAAGAAAUGAUAGUGACCAGCGAAAGAGCUCCUCUAAGAAUCGAAAGAAGGUUAGCUCUUUAAAGAAACAAAAGAAGAAUAUUAAAACAAUUCAGGAGAAAUAUUUUCAGAUGGGCAGUCAAAAAGAGACUUCUCCUAGAAAGUCACCCGAGAAGGACUCAACUUCCUCAUUCGAGAAUCUUGGCAAAGGACUAGUGGUUAUAGUCAGUAAAGAAGAUAGUAUUCCUAAGAAUAGUAGAAUCCAUAGUAACUCAAGGAAAAAAGAAUCAAAGCAUGCCCACUCUAAGACAAAUAGCAAGGAUAUGAGCAGUAAGGUACUCACCAGAGAUGAGGAUACUUCGGAGGUUCAAAGGAAUCUAUCGGUUCUUAGGAAAACCAGAAAGAACUCAGCUUCCUUCACAGCAGUUUUUGGGUCUGAAAAUUUAUCCAAUAACUCAGUAUCACCUGUAUCGGGGAGUGAUAAGAAAGAGGUUUUUAGAAAGUACUCAAAUGAUGCCUUUGCAAGCAAUGCGACCAAACUGAGUCCAACAAAUUCAAAAUCAGGGCAUAAUCCUAAGAGAGAAUCUCCAGUAGGACUUUCAUCCGAAAACUCCAGUGAAGAACAGUCUAGCAGGCGUGUUAUUUUCAAAAACAGGAUGAAUGGUACUCAAAACCGUGAUCUCAGACUUGGAGACAAAGAGAAAUUUCAAAGAAGGAAGAUUCUCAGAAAACCCAACUCUUUCAGCCAAGUUGAAUACCUAGAAACAACAAAUAAACUUGACCCAAAAAGAAAUGAGAGUCAUGAUUCGGUUCAUUCAAGUGAGGAGAAUACUGUAAUGAUGCCGAAGUUAUCUCAGAAAUCAGGAUUACUUAGCACCUUCGAAAACAAGAAUUCAGAAUCUCAAAAGUUAAGCGCUCCAAAGACAACCAAGGAGAGGUUCGUAGAGUGGCAUGAAAGGCUAUAUAAUAAGGAAUAUAAGAAAACUAACUCUAAAAGUCCCAAUAAGAAUGAAAGUCUGAAUAUCAUCAGUGAAGACUCUUCUAUACAGAGGAGGUAUAUGAGCCCUCAGAAUUCAAUGAAGCAGAAAUUAUCCUUCAAUAGCUUUUUAAAGGUAGAACCCCAAAUUGCUUAUAAAGCUCCGCCUAGGAACCAUGAGAGUUUCAACAACAUGAAAAGCUUCAUGCAAUUACAAAAGUCAAAUGCUUUAUUUCAAGAAAUAAAAGAAGAGAAUAGAUGCAAUAGUGGGCACAACGAAGACUUUACCUCUGCUGUCGAUAAGGAACUAGUUAUACGAGGCUGGAAUAAACUCAAUAGUUCCAAACUUAGCGUCAUAGACUCUUCUAUAAGUAAAGAAGUCCCUAAUGAUGAAGAAAGAUAUUUAGUAGUCUCAAAGCAUAAAUAGAAUUAGUUUUAUUGAAUCAGAAGGAAAGGAAGGAAAUAAUUAAAAAACUUAAGUCAAGAAACAAAGAAAAGGUUGAUAAAAAAUUGAAGACAAACUUAUCAAAGAAUGUUCAAUGGGCUCAGAAAGAACCUUUCAACAUUUUCUGUCAGAACACUCCAAAUCCUCAAAAAUAGCCUAAAGCCUAAACUACGCAAAAGAAGAAGGAGGAACUCUCGUCAGAGGCUGCGGGUGAAUCUCUCCAGAACAGAUCUAACUCAGGUUGGGAAAGGCCUCCCUCAUUUUCAUUAAAAAGAUUAAUGAUUUUCUCACACUAUAGCUUUCAAUCCUUUAA